This is a messenger RNA of Zingiber officinale, 2089 nucleotides long. Its product is annotated as ribulose-1,5 bisphosphate carboxylase/oxygenase large subunit N-methyltransferase, chloroplastic-like. NCBI's taxonomy places the organism in Eukaryota, Viridiplantae, Streptophyta, Magnoliopsida, Zingiberales, Zingiberaceae. The coding region runs from base 140 to 1681 and encodes 513 amino acids. The record is from RefSeq and is a predicted model, not a curated record. Gene Ontology annotation, cellular component: chloroplast stroma. Gene Ontology annotation, biological process: peptidyl-lysine monomethylation. The transcript has 13 exons. Gene Ontology annotation, molecular function: protein-lysine N-methyltransferase activity.
AUGGGUAAAACCUGGGCAAGGGCAUUUUAAUGGCGACAGAGGAUGAGGAUAGGAGGGGGGAAGCCUCGCCUCAUGUUCACAAACCAGAGGUCCCCAAACAAGAUGACAUAACAUCAACUUCUCCGAUCUGACCGGCGCCAUGGAUGCCGCUCGCCUUCUCAACCCCUCCUGCUUAUUCUCUCCCGUUCCGUCCCCUCCGCGGCUCUCUCGCUCCCCCGCCUACUGGGUUCAGAGGCGACGACGCGCGUCCCGCGCCUCUUUCGUAGCCUGCCGUCGGCUGAAACCCUGCCUCGCCUGUGGCGCCGACACUCUGGUCGCUCGAUCGGAACGGAGCUCGCAGACCCUCCCCUCCGACAAGAUUAGGGCGGAGGGUGCGGACCUGAAGUCUUGGCUGCACCAGCAUGGGUUACCGACAUGCAAGGUUGACCUCAAGGAGAGGGCUUCGCAUGACGGGAAGCACCACCCUAUUCAUUACGUCGUGUCCAGUGAGGAUCUGCAGGAGGGAGACGUUGCAUUUUCGGUACCGAAUUCAUUAGUUGUGACUCUGGAAAGAGUUUUAGGAAACGAAAUCAUCGCCGAACUGUUGACAACAAACAAGCUAUCUGAAUUAGCCUGUUUGGCACUAUAUCUCAUGUAUGAAAAAAAGCAAGGAAAGAAGUCAUUCUGGCAUCCAUUUAUCAGGGAACUUGAUCGCCAGAGAGGAAGAGGCCAGCUAGCUGUGGAAUCUCCUCUUCUUUGGUCUGAAUCUGAAUUAGCCUACUUAGAUGGCAGUCACACAAAGGCUGAAGUUCUUGAAAGAGAAGAAGGAAUAAAGCGAGAGUAUAAUGAGCUUGACACAGUUUGGUUCAUGGCUGGAUCACUUUUUCAGCAAUAUCCAUUUGACAUCCCUACAGAGGCUUUUUCAUUUGAGAUUUUUAAGCAGGCAUUUGUUGCUGUACAAUCUUGUGUUGUUCAUUUGCAGAAGGUAAGUUUGGCCAGAAGAUUUGCAUUAGUUCCUUUGGGACCUCCAUUGUUGGCUUACAAGAGCAACUGUAAAGCAAUGUUAACUGCUACUGAUACUGCUGUUCAACUAGUAGUUGAUCGGCCUUACAAAGCUGGAGAGCCUAUUGUUGUAUGGUGUGGACCACAACCAAACUCUAGGUUGCUUCUCAAUUAUGGUUUUGUUGAUGAAGACAAUCCUUAUGACCGUAUAUUAAUUGAGGCAUCUUUAAAUACAGAAGAUCCUCAAUACCAAGAAAAGAGAAUGGUUGCUCAGAGAAAUGGAAAGCUAGCUGUCCAAAUUUUCCAUGUCCAUGUAGGUAAAGAAAAGGAAGCCAUAUUAGAGAUGCUACCAUACCUCAGAUUAGGCUACAUAUCCGAUGCAGCUGAUAUGCAAUCUGUUAUUUCUUCUCAAGGUCCUACAUGUCUGCUAAGCCCAUGUAUGGAGAGAGCUGUUCUCGACCAACUUGUAAACUACUUUGAGACUCGGUUGGCUGCCUACCCUACAACAUUGAUUGAGGAUGAAGAUAUGCUGGCAGAUGGCAACCUCUAUCCAAAGAAGCGAGUCGCAGUUCAGCUAGUUAAACUAGAAAAGAAAAUGAUUCAUGCCUGUUUGCAGGCUACUUAUGGUUUUAUACAUGAAUUACCAGAUAAUACAAUAUCUCCUUGUCCGGCUCCUUUUGUGCCACAGUUGAAAAUUUAGCUAUUGCACAAGCAGCUAAUCCUUUCAGGGAUAAGGAAGAUUAUAAGUAAAGUUCUUCAGCAGCAUCAAAUCAGCACUACCUAGUUGUUUUAGGAUGACUUUCUGAGUAAGCUCAUAAAAGAAUUUAGGUACUAUCAGCAUGUCUAGUUCACUACAUAUCAGGAAGCAGUAUGCACGAGCCUGUUCUAUGUUUCAGCGUGGUGUUCCAAACUUGUGGCUUUCUUUUGUUUCACUAUCUCUCUGACAUCGUGCUUAUGCCAGUAAAUAUCGUGCUAGCAAUGUACAAGUUAGGUCAUUUUUUUUAAUUCUUGAUUGCAAAGAUGCUGCUUCUUUUGUGCUCUCUUCUGACUGCUAAGUUUGCACACUGUUUUAGACUAGAGGACCAUAUUAUUGCUUUGAUUACUUGUA